Messenger RNA from Nanorana parkeri, 1531 nucleotides. It is a transcript of the gene GALK2, whose product is annotated as galactokinase 2. Gene Ontology annotation, molecular function: ATP binding; galactokinase activity. Gene Ontology annotation, cellular component: cytosol; cytoplasm. Gene Ontology annotation, biological process: galactose metabolic process; carbohydrate phosphorylation. The transcript is spliced from 10 exons. Bases 7 to 1389 code for a protein of 460 amino acids. The record is from RefSeq and is a predicted model, not a curated record. Lineage: Eukaryota; Metazoa; Chordata; Amphibia; Anura; Dicroglossidae.
GCAGACAUGGCAGACAGUACUCCGCCGCCCACCGUUACAGUCCCCGUCACUGGAAAUGACAGGUUGUUUCGACUGAAAGAAUUGUUCAUCUCCAAGUAUGGCAGUGAACCAUCCUUCUACGCACGUGCACCAGGACGGGUAAACCUGAUAGGGGAACAUAUCGACUACUGUGGCUACGCAGUUCUUCCGAUGGCUAUUGAACAAGAUAUUUUAACAGCUGUUCAACCUGUUGCCUCUCAGGUGCUCCACUUGUCUAAUACAAACCCAGCCUAUUUGGACAUUUCUGUGGCUGUGCAUGAUAUACAGAUUGAUAAGACUAAGCCUUUGUGGCAUAAUUACUUUCUUUGUGGACUAAAGGGAAUCCAGGACCACUUUGUUCUGAACAGCUUAGCAGGAAUGAAUUGUUUGGUGGAUGGAACCAUUCCAGCAAGUUCUGGUUUAUCAAGCUCAAGUGCUUUGGUGUGUUGUGCAGGGCUUGCUACUCUUGUUGCAAAUGGGAAGACUCUGUCAAAGGUGGAGCUCGCUGAAACCUGUGCAAAAUGUGAACGUUACAUUGGCACAGAAGGUGGUGGGAUGGACCAGUCAAUCUCAUUUCUGGCAGAGGAGAAAACUGCCAAGCUGAUCGAGUUUAACCCUGUAAGAGCUACCGAUGUGAAGCUUCCUUUUGGAGCUGUUUUUGUUAUUGCAAAUAGUUGCGUUGAAAUGAACAAAGCAGCAACAGCUCAUUUCAAUAUAAGAGUUGUGGAGUGUCGUCUGGCUACCAAGAUUCUUGCAAAGUCCAAAGGGCUGGACUGGAAAAACUUGGUGAAAUUAGGAGAUCUUCAAAACAAGCUGGGUGUUAGCCUGGAAGAUAUGCAAACUCUGGUCGAGGAAGUUGUCCAUCCUGAACCAUAUACAAGAGAAGAAAUUUGCCAAUAUUUAGGAAUAAGUUUACAGGAGCUCCGUAGUACCAUUUUAAGCCAAAACACGCAGGAUGUUUCAACCUUCAAGCUGUACCAACGAGCAAAGCAUGUGUAUAGUGAGGCAGCUAGAGUUCUAGCCUUCAAGAAGGUUUGUGAUGAGGCACCUGCCAAUGCUGUUCAGCUGCUGGGAGACCUUAUGAACCAGAGCCAUGUGAGCUGCAGAGACUUGUAUGAGUGCAGCUGCACUGAACUAGAUCAGCUGGUGGACAUCUGUCUGAAAUCUGGUGCUGUUGGGUCUCGACUUACCGGUGCUGGAUGGGGGGGCUGUACGGUUUCUAUGGUACCUACAGAUAAACUGGAGGAAUUUCUAUUACGUGUAAAAGAAAAAUACUACAAAACAGAUGAACGCAAAUCAGCGUUACUCCAACAAAGCCUUUUUGCCACAAAACCUGGACCUGGUGCAAGAGUUCUGCUGGGGGAAAAGUGAACCCUUUAUGGAAAGCUUUCUUGUUUAUUGAAAUCCUAUGAUCAGUCUCGGUAAAGCUUUUAAAAAUAGUAUAAAGAUUGCUAACAGUACUACCAUUUGAUUUGACUACCUGAUUCAAGAUAAACAUGGACCUCUGUUGACA